This is a messenger RNA of Penicillium alfredii, 876 nucleotides long. RefSeq names its product PICOT family protein. Bases 1 to 876 code for a protein of 291 amino acids. The transcript has 2 exons. Gene Ontology annotation, molecular function: 2 iron, 2 sulfur cluster binding. Lineage: Eukaryota; Fungi; Ascomycota; Eurotiomycetes; Eurotiales; Aspergillaceae. The record is from RefSeq and is a predicted model, not a curated record.
AUGUCGGCCCUCACCGAGAUCACCACCGAGGCCGACUUUUCGUCGCACCUCUCGUCACUGGCACCGUCGGCGCUAGUAAUCCUAUACUUUCACACGCCCUGGGCUGCUCCAUGCACGCAAAUGCGCGCUGUUCUUUCCGCCCUGGCUUCGCAGUACCCCGCCGCCUCCCCGCCGACCAUCUCGUUUCUCAGCAUCAACGCCGAGGAGCUGCCCGACAUCUCGGAGGAAUAUGACGUCUCGGCCGUGCCCUUCGUUAUCUGUCUGCGCAGUGGCCAGAUCCUUGAGUCCAUCAGCGGCAGCGACGCCAUCAAAGUGCGUGACGCCGUCGAGCGCCACGCCGGCCGCGGCAAUGUCGCCGGCGCUACUGCCCCCGUCGAUGGUGUGAGCAGGGCCAACAUCCCCCCGCCACUCUCUGCUGUGCCUCGCGAGGACGGCCCGACUACGGCUACUCAGGCACCGGUUUCCGGCCAGGACGCCUCGGCCGGCCCAGCUGCGAAUGCUACAGCUGUUGCGCCCGCCCCAACUCUGAACCCGGAGCAGUCCAAGGAGGCACUUUUUGCUCGUCUGGCGGAACUUGUUAAGGCUGCUCCGGUCAUGCUGUUCAUGAAGGGAACCCCCAGCGGCCCGCAGUGCGGUUUCAGUCGGCAGUUGGUCGGUAUUCUGCGUGAGCGCAGUGUCAAGUAUGGGUUCUUCAACAUCCUAGCCGACGAGGACGUGCGGCAGGGUCUGAAAGAGUUCGCCGACUGGCCGACUUUCCCACAGCUGUGGGUGAACGGGGAGCUGGUUGGUGGAUUGGAUAUUGUCCGUGAGGAAAUCAAUGCUGACCCCAACUUCUUGGGCGAUUUCUCUGUCAACAAGCCGGCGGCGGCUGCGUAG